AACCAACAACAAACACACACCUUUCUGAAAGCCAAGAGUCGAAGCAUGAGUCGUUUCUGGACUUUGCUCACUGCCCUUCAUUCACUAGCUGGGCCUUUGGUGAUGUUGCUGUAUCCAUUAUAUGCAUCGAUCAUGGCAAUAGAGAGUCCAAACAGGGAAGACAAUGAACAGUGGCUUGCUUAUUGGAUUCUUUAUUCAUUGCUGACUAUAACAGAGAUGGUGUUUGAAUCGGUCCUAGAGUGGAUACCUAUAUGGUGCUGGGUGAAGCUAUUGUUCAUGUCAUGGCUGGUUUUACCACAUCUUCGGGGAGCCUCUUUCAUAUACGAAAGGUUGGCGAGGGAACAGAUGAUUAAAUAUGGAAUUUUGAGACGCCAUUCUCCUGAUGGAAAGGGCAAAUAG
This is a messenger RNA of Hibiscus syriacus, 399 nucleotides long. Its product is annotated as HVA22-like protein e. The record is from RefSeq and is a predicted model, not a curated record. The transcript is spliced from 4 exons. NCBI's taxonomy places the organism in Eukaryota, Viridiplantae, Streptophyta, Magnoliopsida, Malvales, Malvaceae. Bases 46 to 399 code for a protein of 117 amino acids.